AUGACAGCAGCAGCGGCGUACUGGAUUGCUCUGGAGCGGGCGCGACUGUUGAGGCGGGCGGUGGAGAUCGAGGGUGCUUUGCAGAUGCGCACUAAGCACUGGCGAGCCGUGGCAGGAGGCGGCGGAAUGCGGGUUGCACGUGCCGUCGCACGGCGCGGAGGAGCUGGGAGUCUAGCAGCGGUGGAGGAGGACGGAGCGGAAGGCCUUGCUCGCAAGCCUGGAGGGAACAGCGAGGAGUCUUGCACGCAGACGGGAAGGUGCGCAGACGGCCUUGGGCCUCAGGUGGCAAGAGGGAGCCUUGGAAAGCGCCGGUGGGCCCUUGGUCCGCCGUCGUCGAAUCAAGCACCGCGCCCGCCCGCGGUGAAUGAACGGGUCCCUCCAGCGGCCGGCACUGCCAGCCUCGCGCUCAGCCGGCUGGGCGUUCGCGACGAGGGCACCGCCUGCGCACUAAAACUAGCGGAGGCUUGUCUUGCGGCCGCUUUGCCUGCCGCGGCUGGCCCUCGCCGUGAGGCUGAAGGCGCGCUAGAACUCCCUGCCGCCAACGUCAACGGAAUGCUCGCGGGCGGCAUCACCACAACACGCGCAGCACGGCACGCGGUGCCAAGCCCGCAGAGCACUCGCACACCUCAGCCGUCCGCUGCGACUCGGGCUCGCCACGACUUCGGCGGCGGACGGGAUCGAAAUAACCCACAUCCGACUCUCCACACGCUCGCCGACGCCUGGCACGCUGCGACGCUGCCAGGCAGGACCUGCAACCUCCCCACUCUGAAGAAUGCAGCUGCACGCCCACCUGCCUCUUCCAACUGCCAAUAUCAAAACCAGAGGCCGCAGAACCGGCCGCCGCCCCGGUCCUGGCCGCGAUCCCACGCUCCCUCUCGUGUCGACGGCGCCCAACCGCCUGCUCACCGUCUCGUCUUUGUCUGCCAUGCCGUGUACCGCCGCUGGGUUUCCGCCGUGGGCCUCUCGCCGCCGUUGCAGCGCGCACACGCACACGACGCACGUCAGCAGGCCGUUGCUUCGGGGCACAGGGCCGGCUGCCAUGCGAUCCCGCUGCCCAGCACGCGCAUGGGCGACAGGCGACAGGCGGCCGGCCGGUGUCGCAGGCCUCUGUUUCGACGGCAGCCCAAGAAUUUGGAGCGCGUAGAGCGACAAGAGAAACAGGCAGCAGAAGCGGGCCUGCGCGCGCUCGAGCCCCGUUUCUGCAGCGUCGUUGCGCACCCUUGGCGAUACGCAGCGGACGGCGAAACGAGCCUCGAAACAUCAAUAAUGCACGCCUGCAAGCCGGCCGCUCCUGAAUCGUGCCCGUACGGAUCAGCCCAUCCGCGCUGCUGGCCGCCACGGCUGCAGCCAGACGCCAGCUGUCUAGAAGAGGACAGAUGGGGGCAGGAGGACGGCCGAGAGAGGCAUCUCGAGCAUCGCAGCGGGCUGUGGCGUUGGCGAUACGCGGUAUUUGCUGCUGCCAACGUGUUGGUCGCCAAGGGAUGGCAUUUCGAGAGCGCCCACAAGCCCUGGAGCAUUUCCUGGUCUCUGGCAAGUCAUGCCCCACCGUCCACUGGUCGCGGGCGGCCGUCCCUUCGCGGCGUGCGAUUGGACGCUGCUAUCCCUGGCCCUCCCAUCUGGGACCCCAUGAUGACGCAGCCCUGCGGCUGGGACCCUCGCGAUGCUCGUGGUGUGGUGCGGUUGACUUUCAAAGGGCCGUCCUCUCGCCGAACCCCAUCCACAAUUGGCCGUCGGUAUCGGAACAGGGCUCUUCAGGAUCGGAAUCUUCUUCCGUUCUGCUCACAGCAGCAGCAGGCUGGGAGCAGCAAGAACACGCGACUGCGGCUGUGA
Mytilinidion resinicola is the source of this 1830-nucleotide messenger RNA. RefSeq lists its product as uncharacterized. The transcript is spliced from 4 exons. The record is from RefSeq and is a predicted model, not a curated record. Lineage: Eukaryota; Fungi; Ascomycota; Dothideomycetes; Mytilinidiales; Mytilinidiaceae. Bases 1 to 1830 code for a protein of 609 amino acids.